ACCGUUUAAUUCGUGAAAUAAACAUUGCACGUUAGAUUCUAACGUGCAUUUUAAUGCUUUUUACCUUUACAUUCGAAUCAUUGAUCGACGAAGUCUAUUUGAAGACGUAAUUAAUUAUAGAAAAAUACUUGUUUAAGAAUUGUAUGAGUUAACCUAUGAGGUCGCACCGGACGUUUCACGUGUUGCAACGACUACAGGUCGAUCGCUAAUGUCACGUGUUGAGCAUGUUUAUUUCGAAAAUGUGUUGUGUGUAAUAAAGCUUUAAACAUCAAAAACGGUGGAAUAUUUUUCGAACAUUUUGAGUAUUCGUCGUCUAUGGGUAUAUAUUUUUGACUGGGGAUAAUUUAGACUAUGAACGAGCUGUGUUUCAAAUGUCGCAUAACCUUAAUGAUUUUCCGAACAUGAGAGUACAGUUUAGAAGUUAAUAUUAAAAGAAAUAGAAGAAUCUGAAGAAGAAAUUAGAAAUGGCAAAUGAAACGGAAGAGAAGGUAAGUCAUAAGACUCACCGGGAACGCAAUGCCGGCCGUAAAGCUGCGAAGAAGAAAGCGAAAAAUGAACACGUUCAAGAGCUGACGGAUAAACAGAGGAAUCCGAAGGCAUUCACGUUUCAUUCCGCGAUUAAAGCUGAACGGCGAUUCAGACGUAAACAGGAUAUAGAAACCAAGAAACAACACAUACCGUUGGUGGAUAGAACUCCUUUGGAGCCACCGCCAAUUUUGGUUGCCAUAGUUGGUCCCCCAAAGGUGGGAAAAUCUUUGGUAAUUCAAUGUUUAAUCAAGAGUUACGUGAAACAACCACUGACCAAUAUACUCGGUCCAGUUACCCUUGUUUCUGGUAAAAAGAGAAGAAUUACUUUUAUGGAAUGUAACAAUGACAUCAACAGCAUGAUAGAUAUAGCUAAAGUAGCAGAUUUGGUAUUACUGCUGAUAGAUGGUUCAUUUGGUUUUGAAAUGGAAAUAUUCGAAUUUCUGAAUAUAUGUCAGGUUCAUGGUAUGCCUAGAAUCAUGGGAGUCUUGACCCAUUUGGACUUACUAAAAAAUGCAAAACAAUUGAAAAGAACUAAGAAAAUGUUGAAGCAAAGGUUUUGGACAGAGGUCUAUGCUGGAGCAAAAUUGUUUUACCUAUCUGGUUUGGUUCAUGGAGAGUAUUUGCGAACAGAGGUCAAGAACUUAGCCAGAUUUAUAUCUGUGAUGAAGUUUAGGCCUUUAACUUGGCGUACCACGCAUCCUUACAUUCUGGCAGACAGAGUGGAAGACUUGACACCUCCAGAAACGAUUAGACAAAACCCAAAAACUGAUAGAACCAUAAGCUUGUACGGGUAUGUAAGAGGAAUUCCCCUGAACAAGGAAACCUCUGUACACAUUCCCGGGUGCGGAGACCUGAAAAUUAAAGAUGUCAGCUUUCUGCCGGAUCCCUGUCCUUUACCAGAGGAAAUAAAAAAACGCGCAUUAGUAGAGAAGGAACGUCUAAUUUACGCACCGUUCUCCGGUGUUGGUGGAAUAGUUUACGACAAGGAUGCCGUCUACGUGGAGUUAGGCGGUAGUCACUCGCACAAAGAAGAAGACACAGGUCUAGUUGGAGCUCUGAUGGACACUCAAGAAACUCUUGAUCAAAAAUUAGAGCACAGCGAGUUACAGCUGUUCAGCGACGCCGCUCCGAUUAAGUCCGGCGACGUAAAAGAGGCUUUUGGCGAUUACAUGGGUGAAACCGUGAUCGACAAUGGCCGAGUCAGAAGAAAAGUCUUGUUCCCUGAUUCGGGGGAUAACGAGGAUGACGACGGAGACGACGACGAAGAAGAAGCAGAAGUAAAGGAAGAAGACGAGAAUGAAUCCAGCAACGAAGACAAAGAUGAUAUUAAAAAUGAAGAUGAAGAGGCACCAAAUGGAAAGGGCGUAAAAAGAAGAAAGAGCAGCGAGUUAGGAAUUAAAGGUAGAAAAAAGAAAAAGAGUUUACUGAAUGAUUCAGGCUCGGACGACGAUGAUAUUGAUACAACGGAACAAAAGUUUACGGAUUUCACUAAACUUGCGCCUUUGGACGUAUCGAAUAAUACUGAGGUUUACCAUUCGAUGAGCAAGGAGUCUGACAUCAAAAUCAAGAAUAAGAUUACAGAAGCGCUCAGUCUUCUAGAUUCCCAUUCAAGCAAGAAAAAUAAAAGAUCGAACAGCGACAGCGAGAGUUUCGAUGAACUCAGCGAUGAAGAUUCACGUACUGGACUCGAGAGAGAUGAAGGAGAAGACAUGGACGAAUCUUUACAGGAAGACACAGAUGAUGAAAAUGAGGAAGAGGAUAACGAAGCCGCGGAAGACGAUGAAGACAAUGAAGACGACGAGGAUGUCGAAGACGAAUUAAAAUGGAAAACGAAUUUAGCAGAGAAAGCUAAGAAUGCUUUCGAGGACCGUCAGCGAGCUAACAAGAACUUAAUGAAGCUGGUGUACGGGGUGGUCGAUGCGAAAAAGCUCACGAUAGAAAAGGAAGAUGAGGGAAAGAAAGCCGAGAACGAUGACAAAGAGAUUGGCGGUAUUUUCCGCGUGAUUCAAGAGCAAGAAAAGCGGAAAGUCCAGGAGCGAACGCUGCAGAACGAGGAGGAGAGCGUAUUCUUUCCAGGAGAGCCACGGGAUUGGUUAGAAGAGGAGAAUAAGUUGCUCGUAAUCAACCGUUUUGUGACAGGAAAGUGGAAGGAAUCGGAAGAUGCGGAGGAGCUGUUAAAAUUAGACGACUUGGAUGACGAAGACGUGUACGGAGAUUUCGAAGACCUGGAAACAGGGGAGAAACACGAAGCGGAAGCGCCGAAGGAACCAAAUAAGGACGAAGUGGAGGAAAAGAAAAAGCUUAUAGAGAAGAAGAAGAAAUUGAAGGAGCAGUUCGACAUGGAAUACGACAACACCGACUCGAAGACGUAUUACGACGAAUUGAAGCUGGAGGUGGAACGACAGGCGAACCUGAACAGAUCAGAGUUCGAGGGAGUCGAGGACGAUGUUCGGGUUCAGUUGGAAGGUUAUCGUCCAGGGAUGUACGUCCGCGUCGAGUUCGAUAAUGUACCUUGCGAACUGAUCACCAAUUUAGACCCUACGUACCCGCUGGUUAUUGGAGGACUUUUACAUGGCGAGGAAAACAUAGGAUUCGUCCAGACAAGGAUAAAGAAGCACCGAUGGUACUCGAAGAUUCUAAAAACUAAGGAUCCCCUAAUACUUUCCAUUGGCUGGAGACGAUUCCAAACUCUCCCAAUUUUCUCCAAGCUGGAAGACAAUAUGAGGAGUAGAAUGCUGAAGUACACGCCCGAACACGUUGCUUGUAUGGCACAUUUCUGGGGGCCUGUCACUCCGCAAAGCACGGGGGUUCUGGCUGUGCAAGAUGUUGCGACCAGAGUGCCGGGAUUCAGAAUAGCGGCGACCGGUUCUAUCGUUGAAAUGGACAAGAGCACGCAAAUUAUGAAGAAGUUAAAGCUCACCGGUGUCCCCAUGAAGAUCUAUAAGAAGACCGCGUUCAUCAAGGACAUGUUCAACAGUGCCCUCGAAGUGGCAAAGUUCGAGGGUGCCAAGAUAAAAACUGUUUCCGGUAUACGCGGUCAAAUAAAAAAAGCUGUGUCGAAACCGGAGGGUUGUUUCCGUGCGACCUUCGAGGACAAAAUACUUUUGAGCGACAUCGUCUUUUGUCGCACUUGGUACAAAAUCGACGUGCCAAAGUUUUAUAACCCCGUCACCUCGCUUUUAUUGCCACCCGAUGAGAAAGGUCGCUGGCAGGGAAUGAAAACAACUGGACAGCUCAAGAGGGAGAAGAAUGUCCGCGUGCCAGCCAAUACAGACUCUAUGUACUUGGGCGUUGAGAGAGAACCAAAGGUGUUCAAGCCUUUGUCUAUCCCUCGAAGCUUGCAGAAAGCACUCCCGUACAAAGAUAAGCCAAAAAUACACCCUGGAAAGCGCAAGGACAACAGGGUGGCGGUGAUACGCGAGCCGAAGGAAGAGAAAGUAGCGAAGCUUAUGCAAAUGAUCAAGACGAAUUACGCGCACAAGCAAAAGAAAUUGAGGCAAGAUAUGAGAAAGAGAUUACAGGCUCACCAAGCUAAAAUACUUGCAGAACAAGCAAGGAAACUGGACAGACAGAAGGAAAUGAAGAAGCACGUGUUCCGGGAACUUAGUAAACUGGAAAAGAAGAAGAAACGUUAAUACCGUGAUAUUUGAUAGUUCUAAUGUAACAUAUAUUAUAUUUUCAUACCGUUGGAUGCGUAACAGAAUUCUCAAAACUUCCGAGGACUCGGUUACGCAUUGUUUCCCUGUACAGUACUCGUUGACUUGUUCUAUCGCAUAUGUAAAAUAAGCCACCCGAUAUUUAAGAAACAUCGAAGCAUCGUUAUCAGAGUAACGAAACUUGUCAAAAUAUCGAUUUUAUUGCAAACAUUUAGAUAAGUUACAAUAUAAUUAUAUAUUAUCAAAAUAUAUUAUUAGUCCGUACAAAAUAAUAACAAUUUUAUAUGCAAUGUUCUUACAGCAUAGCUUGCGAUCCACGCCAUGACGCGAUCGUAUGGUGUCCUGUUGAAUAAUUGUCUCCACCCUGAAAUAAA
This is a messenger RNA of Nomia melanderi (Alkali bee), 4558 nucleotides long. RefSeq names its product ribosome biogenesis protein BMS1 homolog. The record is from RefSeq and is a predicted model, not a curated record. Gene Ontology annotation, biological process: endonucleolytic cleavage of tricistronic rRNA transcript (SSU-rRNA, 5.8S rRNA, LSU-rRNA); ribosome biogenesis; maturation of SSU-rRNA from tricistronic rRNA transcript (SSU-rRNA, 5.8S rRNA, LSU-rRNA). Lineage: Eukaryota; Metazoa; Arthropoda; Insecta; Hymenoptera; Halictidae. Gene Ontology annotation, cellular component: nucleus; 90S preribosome. Gene Ontology annotation, molecular function: GTP binding; GTPase activity; U3 snoRNA binding.